UGCUUGUUUCCAUUUCUCAUGAUGUACCUUAUUUCACAUUGCUGAAUGUUUUGAUGGAUUGGAUCUCAACGAUGAAUUGAUCUUGAACCGUUCAAAAAUACCUCAGUGAUCUUGAACGCACCCCUUGUCAGACAAAAAUAUUUCUGAUCGGCAAUGAGCGCAAAUCUUUUCCGCAGCGAUACACGGCCACUAACACACACCAACGUUAUUUUUUUUUCUGGAUGAUAAAGGUCGAUUUGUCAGAUAAUAGGUUGAUAACGCUAAUCGAGAUAUGGCAGCAGUCAGCUUCUCCGAGGCACUCUGUCAGCCGUGCGUUUAUCACGAGAAAUUCAAAGUUGAGCUGAAUGUAAAGAGACCCCUGAUGCCUGUCCACCUGAGUCCAGAGCAGGUGGGGCUGGAGAUGCUGUAUCUCUGUGGACAACUGGACCUUCUCAUCAGGGCACAGGUACACCAGUUCCAGGAGCAGCUGAGACAGGACUGUAGCCCUGAGGAGUCGGCCACUUUCCAGGAGCAAGGAGCAGAGAUUAUUGAUCAGAUGCUCCAAUGCUUAGAACACCUGCCAAAACCUAUGCCGCACCUGGAGGACUAUCUUGACAUGGUGGGUCUGUCGACCAUGUACCCUCGCGUGGAGGUGUUCCUCAUCCAGGGCAGUCCAGUAGACAUGCUGGAGAAACCCCCAAUGGAUGAAUACUUCUCACACAUCGGGAGGCUCAAUCAGCUACUAGUACUUAGUCAGCAGCUAGAGGAGGAUGUAAAACAUCUCGGGAGCCACAAAUACAUCGCCCACCAGCUGUCAGUUAUAUAUCAAGUGCUCAGCUCAUUCCGAGGUAUCCAGCCACUGUCAGUCCUGAAGAAAGAGAUUGAGGCCAACUUCAGACAGAUGAAGACAUCUUUGCUGACGGAGGAGGGCUCCAGGCAGGAGCCUCAGCUCCCAGCACACUACAUCAGCUGGAUAUUGGAGCUGACUCUUAGUAUAACGUCAACAGUCUCCUCGCUACCAGAGGAACUCACUGAAGACCUGAGUCCAGCCAUGACCUUUGUGUCCCAGCUAUGACAUCACACCUGACAUUGAGCCCGUGUUACAUAUUACCAACCCGUGGAGCUGAGGGUCAACAACAUUUAAACAAAUUGUUUUUUAUUAAUGUCCGACAGACCAACCCGGUGAUUCAAGAAUGAUGUUUUGACAUGUCACUGUCAUUUUAUUGAAUAGGGUCCUAAGCUCUCAUUGGUUAAGUGGAUGAAUGUUAAUGAAUGUGUUAUAAAUGUGUUAGGCCAAAUGUCUAAAAAAGAGGUGCUAAAUAAUGUUACUGUAUGAAAUUGCAUUUGAACAAAUUGUUUACAUUGGCCAAUGAAUUAAAUUGAGAGAUAAGCCUAUAGACUGAAAAUCUUCUGAAUUUCAAUAACAGAGAUUGACCACGAGUCAUAGAUUUGAAAGAGUACAGGCUAAUCGGGCAAAAUGGCCACGGAAGUUCAAGGCCGACCGUGGUAGAGCAUACAUUGUUAGCGGAAAACAGGAUAGUGAAUGGAAAAAUGGAAAUCCUCAUGGUCAAUCAUCGUCUGAAUAAAUACACAUUUGAAAGAAAA
Messenger RNA from Oncorhynchus tshawytscha (Chinook salmon), 1584 nucleotides. RefSeq lists its product as uncharacterized. Bases 272 to 1054 code for a protein of 260 amino acids. The transcript has 8 exons. NCBI's taxonomy places the organism in Eukaryota, Metazoa, Chordata, Actinopteri, Salmoniformes, Salmonidae. The record is from RefSeq and is a predicted model, not a curated record.